Cynara cardunculus var. scolymus (artichoke) is the source of this 2756-nucleotide messenger RNA. RefSeq names its product probable pectin methyltransferase QUA2. The coding region runs from base 305 to 2413 and encodes 702 amino acids. NCBI's taxonomy places the organism in Eukaryota, Viridiplantae, Streptophyta, Magnoliopsida, Asterales, Asteraceae. The transcript is spliced from 9 exons. Gene Ontology annotation, molecular function: methyltransferase activity. The record is from RefSeq and is a predicted model, not a curated record. Gene Ontology annotation, cellular component: cytoplasm.
UCAAGUGAGUACUAGUAGCAUUCACGAGUAAAGUUUCUCGUGAUUGGGCCGAUUCUCAAGCUUACUUAUUAUUCUCUUAAAAUCAAACCAAAAUUCUUUCCAAUCGUUGUUGCUCGAGCUCUAUAUUAGUGAGUGGCAAGUGGAUGUCUGUGUGACUCUGCGGAUGAGGAAGACAGACGGACUAGUGGGGUGCUAGGAGAAGACAAAAUAAGUGGGCGGGUGCAGUAUGAAAUGAUGGAAGAUUGCAGAAUAACUUUCUGAAUUUAGGGAUUUUGGUUCAAGUUCCUGCAUCUAAUCAAGGAGAAUGUCCCGGCCACUCCAUCGAGGUGUUUCUGGUGGAGGGAGACUUUCAGGGAACAUUCAAGAUUUCUUGGAAGACUCUCAGAUGAAAAUUAAAGUUAAAUCAGAAAAAGAUGAUUAUGAUAAGAGCCGAUUGUCGCCUGAUCAUUUAUCUUCAUGGAAUCCAUUUAACUUCCUUUAUUCGAUUAAUUCAUCAUCCAAGCAAGGUGUUUCUGAGAAUGGAUUUGUUGUUCCUGCUCCAUUCAGCCCUGUAACUUCAAGGAAACGCUAUAAACUGACUUUAUUUUUGCUCAAAUUCAGUUUAUUUGUGAUAGUAAUCCUUGCCCUUACUGGGUCUUUUUGGUGGACAAUCUCUCUCACAACUGCCUCUAGAGGUCACAUGUUUCGUGGUUAUAGGAGGCUUCAAGAACAGCUUGUGUCAGACUUGUGGGAUAUCGGAGAGCUCUCACUUGGUGCUGCUAGGAUGAAAGAACCAGAGUUCUGUUCUCUUGAGUCCGAAAACCACGUACCCUGCUUCAAUAUUACUGAAAAUCUUCAGUUGGGCUUCACCAAAGGACAAGAACAUGACCGAUAUUGCGGGCCUACAUCAAAGCAGAAUUGUUUGGUUCUUGCUCCUCUUCGAUACAAGAUUCCUCAUAGAUGGCCUACUGGAAGGGAUGUUAUUUGGAUUGACAAUGUUAAAAUUAACGCACAACAAGUACUCUCUUCUGGAAGUUUGACAAAGAGGAUGAUGUUGUUAGAUGAAGACCAGAUCUCAUUUAGUUUUGCAUCUUCUAUGAUUGAUGAUAAUAUUGAAGACUACUCUCAUCAGAUUGCUGAAAUGAUUGGUGUAAGAAAUGAAUCUUACCUUGUACAAGCUGGGGUGAGAACCAUAUUGGAUAUAGGUUGUGGUUUUGGUAGCUUAGGAGCACAUCUCUUUACGAAACAACUUUUGACAAUGUGUAUAGCAAACUAUGAAGCUUCAGGGAGUCAAGUUGAGAUAACUCUUGAAAGGGGUCUUCCUGCAAUGGUUGCUUCUUUGACUUCAAAAAGAUUGCCAUUUCCAUCACUUUCCUUCGACAUGGUACACAGUGCGUGGGAUGGGAUUGACUGGAAUCAUAAAGACGGUAUACAUCUGAUUGAGGUUGAUCGAGUUCUUAGGCCUGGAGGCUACUUUGUUUGGACCUCACCAAUUGCCAACACGCCAGCUUCCGCUCGAAACAAAGAUAACCUAAAAAGAUGGGAUUUUGUGCGUAAUUUCGCGAAAGAUCUCUGCUGGGAUUUGUUAUCACAACAAGAUAAGACAGUUGUAUGGAAGAAACCUAGCAAUAAAGAUUGUUAUGCUUCUAGGAAGCAUGGAAUUGGCCCGUUGGUCUGCAAAGAGGGCCGUGAUGUUGAAUCCCCGUAUUAUCAUCCACCCGAGCCAUGCAUCGGAGGAACUCACAGCCGGCGUUGGAUUCCAAUUGAGAAAAGACCAACAUGGCCUUCUAGAGUCACAUUGAGCUCCAAGGAACUCGAGGUUCAUGGCAUGCUCUCUGAUGAUCUUGUUGAAGAUGAUCUUAACUGGAAGUCAGCACUCCGAAACUACUGGUCUCUACUCUCUCCGCUUAUAUUUUCGGAUCAUCCAAAGAGACCUGGUAUUGAGGACCCUUCUCCACCUUAUAACAUGGUCAGAAACGUCUUGGAUAUGAACGCUCAUUUUGGUGGCUUUAAUUCCGCGUUACUCGAAGCUGGGAAAUCCGUAUGGGUCAUGAAUGUGGUUCCUACCAGUGGGCCAAACCACCUUCCGCUUAUCCUAGACCGUGGGUUUCUUGGCGUGUUGCAUGACUGGUGUGAAGCAUUUCCAACCUAUCCUAGAACUUAUGAUCUGGUUCAUGCCGAAGGCUUUCUAUCACUUGAAACUGUAAAGCAGCGUCGUUGCAGCUUGCUGGAUGUAUUCUUUGAGAUAGACCGGAUACUCCGCCCAGAGGGUUGGCUGAUACUACGCGACACAGCUUCUCUAAUUGAAACAGCAAGAACGAUCACUGCAAGAUUAAGAUGGGAAGCACGAGUUGUAGAAAUCGAAAGCAACAGCGAUGAAAAACUCCUCGUUUGCCAGAAACCAUUCAUGAGGAGACGAUCAAAGCCGUCCUGAACAGGUGUCCAUUUUUCUUGAUCUUGAAACAUUUUAUCAUCGAUCUUAGAAUACAAAAGAGAAAGAGGGUUCAGCUGAAAACUACAGUAAGGACCAAAAGCAAAUUCCUGUGGAGGCCGUAAGGCAUACGUGGGACCAAUGUAAUUACACGACGAUUAUAGGUGGGGCUCGCCAAUUUUACACUUUUUUCGUUCGUUUGUUGUUGUCGUCAUAAACUAUAGAAAAAAGAUGAUGAACUGGUUAUAGAAAUAAGCAGAAAAGUUGGCAUUGAUGUUAAAUAUAUACAAAAGCUUUGGUGGUGUCGUGUUCAUGUUCUUGACCAUAUUUGCACUUUCAAGAUUCA